CAAACGUGGGGCGCUGUACUGCUGCUUCCAACCUGACUUGUGGGGACUCAUCCAUGGCCAGUGAGGCACAGCGUCGACACACCUGGGACCUCCCACUCUGAGCAAGAUGACGGUGCAGAGCUUGGCCCUGUCCUUGACCCCAUGAGGGGCGAGGCCCCUGCAGGCCCAAAGAUGGGGAACAUCACAGGGGACAAUGUCUCCCUGAGCUGCACCAUCGACCACACCAUCCACCAGACGCUGGCACCGGUGGUCUAUGUCACUGUGCUGGUGGUGGGCUUUCCAGCCAACUGCCUGUCCCUCUACUUUGGCUACCUGCAGAUCAAGGCCCGGAACGAGCUGGGUGUGUACCUGUGCAGCCUGACCGUGGCCGACCUCUUCUACAUCUGCUCGCUGCCCUUCUGGCUGCAGUACGUGCUGCAGCACGACAACUGGGCACACGGCGACCUGUCCUGCCAGGUGUGCGGCAUCCUGCUCUAUGAGAACAUCUACAUCAGCGUGGCCUUCCUCUGUUGCAUCUCCAUCGACCGCUACCUGGCCGUGGCCCAUCCCUUCCGCUUCCAUCAGUUCCGCACCCUCAAGGCGGCCGUGGGUGUCAGUGUGGUCAUCUGGACCAAGGAGCUGCUCACCAGCAUCUUCUUCCUCAUGCACCAGCAGGUGGUGGAGGAUGGGGACCAGCACCGUGUCUGCUUCGAGCACUACCCCCUCCAGACCUGGCAGCGUGGCAUCAACUACUACCGCUUCCUGGUGGGCUUCCUCUUCCCCAUCUGCCUGCUGCUUGCCUCCUACCAGGGCAUCCUGCGCGCUGUACGCCGCAGCCACGGCACUCAAAAGAGCCGCAAGGACCAGAUCCAGAGGCUGGUGCUCAGCACCGUGGUUAUAUUCCUGGCCUGCUUCCUGCCCUACCAUGUUCUGCUGCUUGUGCGCAGCGUCUGGGAGGCCAGCUGCGAGUUUGCCAAGGGCAUCUUCAACGCCUACCACUUCUCCCUCCUCCUCACCAGCUUCAACUGCGUCGCCGACCCUGUGCUCUACUGCUUCGUCAGUGAGACCACUCACAGGGACCUGGCCCGCCUCCGCGGAGCCUGCCUAGCCUUCUUUACCUGUGCCAGGACCGGCCGGGCCAGGGAGGCCUACCCGCUGGGCGCCCCUGAGGCCUCUGGGAAAGGUGGGGUCCAGGGUGAGGAGCCAGAGUUGUUGGUUAAGCUCCACCCAGCCUUCCACACCCCAAACUCUCCUGCAGCCGGGGGCUCCCCACUAGGUAGCCUGGCCUAGCACAGGCUGCUCCACGCCCAUGGCACUUGAGUUCUGAGCCUGUUCCCAGAUGCCUCCUGCUUCGCCAUACAUAAGGUUCCAGCAGAGUGGACCGUGGGGCUGGGCUGUAGCAAGCCUCCCUGGCUCUCCGGGACAUGCUCCAACCUGCUGAGCCUGGUGUGACUGUCACUUGCAGGAACUUCUGCUGCCAGGCUCUGGGUACUGUGGGUGGGGGACAGUGACCAGGAGAUUUGCAGAGUGUGGCUUGGCUGUGGGUAUGCAGCAUGUGGAUAGGGAAGAUGGGGUCCACGGGUGAGGGGGUGCCUGGGUAUUUGCCUGCCGGGGUCUUCCACUGGUGUCCUAGGUGAUGACCACUAUUCCCUGAUGAUGUAGUGUGGGGGGCUGGUACUGAGCUCUGCUCUACCAUGGGGUGGGACAGGAAGAUUGGGCAGGGAAAAGGAAAGAAGUGGAGGCAUUUGUGGAAUGACAGUGGAGGAAGUGGCAGGCAGAGGAGGAACCCUGGAUCCAGCCACAUCACAGUUGCACAGGACCAGGUGAGAACCCAAGCCCAGGACUGCUGGUGACCCAGUGUUGGGGCUCCCCAGGGAGAAAUGUGGGAUACUAGAAAAGCUGGCACUCAAGCUGAGGGUAUUAGGCCUGGGCCUGAAGUGGUGAGCUGUUAACCAAGUUUCCUCAAAGACAUCAUCCAGUGAGCUCUUUCCACCUGCCCAGAAGCCAGGCCUAGGGAAAAUGGGGGGCAGGGAGAGAAAGAAAGUGGCUUAGUUCAUGGGUAAAGUGCCAGGGUCAGAGCAGUGGUUAAGAUGCUGUUUGAGAUGUUUGAUCCCGUACUGAAGGGUCUGGGUCCGAGUCCUGGCUUUGCUGCUGAUUCCUCUUUCCUGUAAAUGCACAUCCUGGGCGGGAGUGAUGGCGGCUCAAGUACUUGAAUCCCUGCCACCCACAUGGGAGACACGGGCUGAGUUCUGGGCUCCUGGCUUUGGCCCAACCGUGGCUGUUGUGAGCACUUGGGGAGUGAACCAGCAGAUGAGAGAGCUCUGUUGGUUCCUAUCUCUGUUUCUCUUUCAGACAAAAUCAAAAUCAAAAUCAAAAUAAAUAAAACAUUUACACACACACACACGGGCUGGCACAGUGGCCCAAUAGGCUAAUCCUCCACCUGCAAGCACUGGAAUCCCCAUGGGCACUGGUUCAUGUCCUGGCUGUUCCAUUUCCCAUCCAGCUCCCUGCUUAUGACCUAUGAAGGUAGAGAAGGAUGCUUCAAGUCCUCGGGACCCUGCAUCCACAUGAAGACCUGGAAGAGAGUCCUAGACCCCAGCUUCAGAUCGGCUCAGCUCUGGCUUUUGUGGCCACUUGGGGAGUGAAUCAGCAGAUGGAAGAUCUUUCUCUAUUUCUCCUUCUCUCUGUAAAUCUGCCUUUUCAAU
Messenger RNA from Ochotona princeps (American pika), 2684 nucleotides. It is a transcript of the gene GPR68, whose product is annotated as G protein-coupled receptor 68. Lineage: Eukaryota; Metazoa; Chordata; Mammalia; Lagomorpha; Ochotonidae. Gene Ontology annotation, molecular function: G protein-coupled receptor activity. The transcript has 2 exons. The record is from RefSeq and is a predicted model, not a curated record. Gene Ontology annotation, cellular component: membrane. Gene Ontology annotation, biological process: G protein-coupled receptor signaling pathway; cellular response to pH. Bases 142 to 1269 code for a protein of 375 amino acids.